AUGCCGACGCAGAUGCUGAAGCAUACUACAAGAAAUACUAUCCAAAAUACUACAAACACAAGUACUACAAACACAAUUUCUAAACGUGAUCCUGAGGCAUACUACAAAAAAUACUAUCCAAAAUACCACAAACACAAAUACUACAAACACAAGUACUACCACCAUAAACGUGAUGCCAGUCCUGAACCAGUAGCUGAUGCUGAACCAAAUGCCGAAGCCGAUCCUGAUCAUACUUAG
Entrophospora sp. SA101 is the source of this 237-nucleotide messenger RNA. The record is from the annotation of a GenBank genome assembly. Lineage: Eukaryota; Fungi; Glomeromycota; Glomeromycetes; Entrophosporales; Entrophosporaceae.